Messenger RNA from Lottia gigantea (owl limpet), 1452 nucleotides. RefSeq lists its product as hypothetical. The record is from RefSeq and is a predicted model, not a curated record. The transcript is spliced from 2 exons. Bases 1 to 1452 code for a protein of 483 amino acids. NCBI's taxonomy places the organism in Eukaryota, Metazoa, Mollusca, Gastropoda, Lottiidae.
AUGGUGGCACCAACAACACCAACAAGAAUCUUUCUAGGAUCUCCAGAUGAUCUUUUGGAAGAGGUGAUAAUAGAUACUGGUACACAUAGAGACCAUGAUUAUGGUGUAGAUGAUAAUGAAGAAUUUCAAAAUUCUAAUGCUGACGAUGUUAAUGAAGAUCCGGAUUAUGAACCUGACAAAGACGAAACCACGACAGUCAUGAAGCUCACCAGGCCUUCAGAUAUUUCACCCCCACCAGACAAACGUGGGAUGCAAGAGCCACCCAAUAAGAUUAACAGAGAACCAAUAAAGGCCCAUAUUGAGUCGUUCAAUCCCUGUAUCAGUCAUUAUAGGAGGGCUCACGCCCCAAACAGAAGAUAUCUACCGAGUGAUGUUUCAAUUCGUAUGAUGUAUGAUGAUUUUAAAUCAACUGCUGUUCAAAAAUGCAGCUAUGAUACAUAUAGACAGGUUAUCCAAGAUAUGAAGAUCAGUUUCACUAAAUUGGGUGAAGAAGAAUGUGAGGUAUGUCUCCAACAUGAGCUACAUGUCAAAUCAGACCACGCUGAUCUUACUGAUGGCGUUACAAGUGACAGAUGCAGUACCUGGAAGAGACAUAACGAGGCAGCUGCAUCAGCUAGAGUACACUAUCAAACUGAUGCAUCUAAUGCAGAUGCAAACAUAUUGAUAAGAAGUGUUGAUCUUCAAAAGGUUAUUAUGCUACCUCGUAUGCCAGGUAACAAAACCGCAAUUUUUACGAAACGCAUCAUUGCUUUUAAUGAAACGUUCGCUGCAGUUGGUAAGCAAUCAAAGAAACCAUCACACAUUAGAGAGAGAUCUUUGGCUGUUUUAUGGCACGAGGGAAUAGGUGGUAGGCAGGGCAAAGAAAUUGCCUCCGCUUUUGUGAAAGCUUUGAAGGAGAUGCGAGAUGCAGAGCAUAUUGUACUGUGGCUGGACAACUGUGUUGCUCAAAACAAGAAUUGGUACCUCAUUUCUGCCUUAUUAACUUUGGUUAACAAUAAUGAUGUUUUAGCUCAAGACGUAACAUUGAAGUAUUUUGUAACAGGACAUACAUUUAUGUCUGCUGACUCUGUCCAUCACCAGGUAGAGCAGCAAAUGAAUCGUCAACAAGGUGGCAAAGUAUUAGAUUUUCCAGAUUUUGUAGAUGUUGUAUCAAGGUGUUCUAAUGUAGAAGGUUUACAGAUGUCAAAUAUUGAUUUUCGUGAUUGGAGUCCUAUCCAUUCUGCAGCCAAGAUGAAGAAAUCUGGAAUUAAGUUGGCCCAAAUGGUUGAAAUAAAAGUGAAGCGUGGGUCGAAAACUUUGUCCUACAAAUUGAACCAUGAUGAUCCCGAGUUCAUUGAAUUGGACUUCACAAAAAAGGAGCAAUGUUGGUGUUUCCUAAGAGACUGCGCCAGAAGAACAGAGGAAUACCCCUUGAGAAGAAAACUGAUAUUGUUGAAAAGUUGUGCCCCAUGA